GAACAUUAUUUAAAAUCCUGACGUCACAUUAUGCGCCGGUAGUGAGCAACGCGGGAGAUUGAAAAACCUAAACAACGGUCACCGUGCUGAGGAUAACUAGCUAAUGUUAAUAACUACAAGUUUGGCAAUAUGUUGAAAAAGGUGCCCAAGGCUACAUUAAAGUCUCUAAUGAGGAAGAAAGCCAACAUUCGUAUAGGCACAGCGGCAGAUGUAAUGGUUGAGCUGAACGUGCUGCUAUUUCUGCAUAGCCUCGCAGAAGAGGCGAGGACGAAAGCUUUUGAGGAGAAAUCGGCUACUAUCAAAGCACACCACGUCAAAGCAGUAUCCAAGAAACUGCUGAAACGAGCCCGAGGGUGAAGAGGAGAGGCCGUUCUACAUGAACAUGAUUCAACAACUGAUUUUAUUAAUUGUCAGAUUGGCCUGAAUUAUAUAUUGAACCUAUAUUUUUAAUCUUUUCUGUGGUCUCUAGUUCUUGUCUGUAUUCAUUUGAUCUGUUUUGUCUGUCAUUUUGUAUUUCCACAAUGCACAGAGAUUUUUAGAACAUUUUUAUAUGCUGUCCAAUUAAAUGUUGUGUUCUGUAGAUCUAUCUCUGGUGUAGGCCUUGUUGUCCCUGUCAUGUUCCAUCAAGCUGACUAGAAUGUUUUUUUUCUGUUAUAC
Messenger RNA from Oncorhynchus mykiss (rainbow trout), 657 nucleotides. It is a transcript of the gene cenpw, whose product is annotated as centromere protein W. The record is from RefSeq and is a predicted model, not a curated record. NCBI's taxonomy places the organism in Eukaryota, Metazoa, Chordata, Actinopteri, Salmoniformes, Salmonidae. Gene Ontology annotation, biological process: kinetochore assembly; chromosome segregation; mitotic cell cycle. Gene Ontology annotation, molecular function: DNA binding; protein heterodimerization activity. Gene Ontology annotation, cellular component: kinetochore; nucleoplasm.